CGACCCGCCAGGCCGCCCUGGGCCCUAAGCAGCUUCCUUUUCACGCGAUCUCACAUGUCACGCCCAUAACCAACGGUGGAUCUCCGACUUUCGAUGUGGCCAUCGUCACGGUUCUGCGCCACUGCUCCGUCUCCAUUUCGCAUAUCUUUCUCUUUCUUGCUUUAGGUUGAUUCCCCCAUUAAGAAUAAGGUCGGCGCAUCGAUUUAGCUUCACGGACGGCAACGUAGGAGGAGGAGGAGGAGGAGAAGAAGAAGCAGCUUCGAGUCUAGGGCAAGGAGAUCGUCCAUGACUCUCGGAGGAUCUGGUGGAUCCAGCGUCGUCGUUCCACGGAACUUCAGAUUGCUAGAAGAACUUGAAAGAGGUGAGAAAGGAAUUGGCGAUGGCACGGUGAGCUAUGGGAUGGAUGAUGGAGAUGACAUUUACAUGCGCUCAUGGACAGGCACCAUAAUUGGUCCACUUAAUUGUGUUCAUGAGGGCCGCAUCUAUCAGUUGAAGCUAUUCUGUGACAAGGAUUACCCUGAGAAACCACCCAGCGUUCGCUUCCAUUCACGGAUAAAUAUCUCUUGUGUCAAUUCAGAGACUGGAGUGGUGGAACCAAAGAAGUUUGGUAUGCUGGCUCAUUGGCAAAGGGAUAAUACCAUGGAGGACAUAUUGACUCAGUUGAAAAAGGAAAUGCUUGCUCCUCAGAAUCGGAAGCUUGUCCAGCCCCCAGAAGGCACCUUCUUCUAGAUUUUAUGGUAGCUAAGUGCUGCAUAAUUCCUUGAAAGGUUGUAUUUGUGGCAGAACGAAGCUGAGAAAAAAUUAAAUAUUUUCUUAUUGAUUCAAGCUUAUAUAUAUAUAUAUAUAUAUAUAUAUAUAUAUUAAAAAACAUUAAAAAAUA
Dendrobium catenatum is the source of this 880-nucleotide messenger RNA. RefSeq names its product ubiquitin-conjugating enzyme E2 variant 1C. Bases 286 to 729 code for a protein of 147 amino acids. The transcript has 4 exons. Lineage: Eukaryota; Viridiplantae; Streptophyta; Magnoliopsida; Asparagales; Orchidaceae. The record is from RefSeq and is a predicted model, not a curated record. Gene Ontology annotation, biological process: DNA damage tolerance; protein K63-linked ubiquitination. Gene Ontology annotation, cellular component: nucleus.